GUUCUCCAGCAGAGGAAACCUGGUCUGUCUCUCCUCAGUGUUGAUAGGCUGCUCUCUUGUUGAUAUUCUGUCACUCUGCAGAGUCAAAGGGCUUCUGUUCAGUGUUAGCAUUAGCAUUAGCAGGAGCUGCUGCAGACACAACCAGGAAGUCAACUAAGCUGCUGACUAACACCAGCUUCAGUUUGAUUUCAUAUCCACUAAAGGUUGAAACGACAGCAUGAGUUCUGCUGCUCCACCGACUAUUGGGGAGUUGUUCCUCAUCCUCAGUGAGAUGGGGUUCUCAGAGGAACAGAUCCAGGCAGCUGUACAGGCGGGGCAUUUCUCUGUGUCAGACGCGGCCGAGUGGCUCUUGCAGGGUCAGUAUCCACGGCACCGGUUGGUCAAGCAGUCGUCACAGCCGGCUGCGACGCCAUUUGCUGCUUUCAACCUACCGAAAGAAGCAGCAGGCACUUCAGAGACCAACACAUCUCCUUCUGACAGCAGAGCGUCUCCUGGAUUGGUGCUGAGACCAUCAGAGUCAGGCACCCUGUCCCCUGACCCGCUACCAGUCGAGUCCCGCAUCAAACAGGACAAGAGUGACUUUGAGGAGCAGCAGAGGCUACGCGUUGCUCAGGAGGCCAGAACAGAGAGAAGACAAAAGAAACAGGAGCGCGAGUUGGUGUUGAAGCGGAUAGCUGAGGAUCGGAGGAGCUUACAGGAGAAGAACCAGACCAGCGCCGCCACAGAGACGUCUCCUCCUAGUGCUCCAGAGCAGAAGCUUGGAGGACAGAUUCAGACUAAUGUGGAUAACAACUGCGUCCUCAUGAUUCGUCUCCCAUCCGGCGAGUCCAUGCGCGAACGCUUCCCAGCUGAUGCUCCUCUGCGCAGCGUCGUGGAGCACAUCACCGGACGCCACCCCUCCCUACCCUCCUUUUCCCUUCUCCAGGGGUUUCCACGGAAACGCUUCGGGGAGGCAGAGCUCGCUUGUUCGCUGCACUCUCUCGGCCUGACGCCCAAUGCUGCGCUCUGUAUCCAGACCACUCCUCCAGAGACGCCUCAGGAUCCACCGAGUCCUGCAGCUCCGCCGCCGUUAGCGGGACAGGAUGAGCCGUCUCCUUGCGAUGUGUCUCCUCAGCCACAUGUCCCUGUCCCUGUCCUGGAGGGGCCGAGAGGGCAGGACAUGGUUCUGCCUCCUCCGCUACCCAACCAGCUGUGGGAGGAGGCGGUGAAUUACGCAGGGAUACCUGGAGUUGGUCCCUCACUGUCUGGGCCGUCUCACUUCUGGGGCCGAGGCCAGAAGCUGGUUCCUGGUAAUGCUGAGGACGCUGUUGGCAUAGAGGUCGAUGAGGAGCAAGGAGAGGAGGAAGAACCACUUGACAUGCUCAACGGAAUGCCGCGGCUGCCUUUCUUUCCGGAGAACAGGAUCCGUGGAGAAUUUGAGCACAGGCACCACUGGCCAGAGCAGGGCAAUCGACUCAGAGAUGCUCCAGAAGAGGACCCAGCAGAGCCUGAGGACGCGGGAGGUCGGGAGGCGCCUGGAGCUGCAGGUCUGGCUGCAGUGGAGCGACUUCACAGAGCUGCACAGCAAGAAGACCCGCGAGCCUCCCAGGGACAACCAUCACCCCCUAAGAAACCCUACAGGGCGCCCAGCGUGCCGUCCCUAUGUGCCUUGGCAACCCGCGCAACUGUCCACCUCAUGACUGCUCCCAGCAUGCAGUACAGCAGCAGUCUGGCGUGCCUCACCCCAGAGCUAGCGGAGCUUCUGCUCAACCACAUGUCCCGCGAGAGGCUCCUACGUCCACGCACCCUGGAGCUCUUCUUCGGCUGCCCGCUGCAGAAGUUUGUCCUGAACUGCUACCCUUACUCCACCAAUGAGCUGCUGCGGCAGCUGAGGGCCUUCACAGCACUGAAGCAUCUGAGUCUGGUCAAUUCACCUCUCAUCACGGAUUCUGGGCUGUCGAUCCUGUCCAGCCUGGUCAAACUCCAGUACCUUAACCUGGCCUCCUGUAGCAAACUGACCGACUCCUGUCUGCAGCACAUCACAGGGUUAAAGAGCCUGUGUUCCCUGUCCCUGGACCACACCAAAGUGACAGAUACUGGGAUGGUAUUAUAUCUCCAGUCAGCUCCGUCCUGUCUCUCCCAGCUCAGCCUGAACCAGACGGCUGUGACUGAAGCCACGCUGGCAGUCCUGCCCACCUGUGUUCCACAACUGCGGCUCCUCAGCAUCAAGCAGACUCAGGUCAGGGAUGUGUCGGCUUUGGCGGAGCUGUCCAGCCUGCAGACUCUCAACCUGGACGGGACGGGGGUGUCAGAAAGCUCUCUGGGGCACCUCGCCACCCACCCUGCCCUGUCCUCCCUCAGUUUGGCGGGAAUCGCCGUAGCGGAUGGUAAUCACGCCCUGCAGAUCAUCUCAGGUCUAAAGCUGACUCAGCUGACCCUCCCUGGACGCCACUCCGUGACAGACGGCGGGUUGUCAUUCCUCUCCAGACUGUCUCUGCUCUUAGAGCUGGACCUGACCGACUACACACAAGUCACAGACCAGGGAGUCAUCCAGCUCUCCACCAUGAACAGGUUGAAGAAGCUGUCGCUAAGCAACACACAGGUGACGGAUACGGGGCUUCCCUCGCUGCGCGGCCUGCAGGAGCUGCAGGAGCUCUGUUUGGACCGGACAGCCGUCACCAGCCGAGGAGUGGCCGAGCUCAUCGUCUGUCUGCCGCACCUCCAGGUGUUGGGGUUGGCCAGCACGCAGGUGGGAGACACCGUAGUGAAGCGAGGUCUGAUCCGCUGCAAUCAGCUUGUGAAGCUUAAUCUCAGCCGCACACGCAUCACAGACCACGGUAUAAAGUUCUUGAAACACAUGCACCUGGCUCAGGUGAACCUGGACGGCACCGGUGUGAGUCUAAUGGGUAUCGCGAACCUCCUCUCUUUCAUCAACAUCAGCAGCAUCCGGGCGAGCAACACUCGCAGCAUCCCCUCCGACGAGGUCUCAGAUGAGGAGUGGGAAGCCCAGUGAGCAUCGACACCUCCGGUUGGUCCACGCAUACUAUCCCCGAGCACGCCUCCGACUGCUGCGGCCCCCCCGUUAACGCCCCCUGAAACAUGCUGCCCAAAACAGCAUUACCGAAACACUCCUCCUAUUUGCACUGUUUCAAUUGCAGCUAGUGCCACUAAUCCGUUAAUCACGCACGCCACCAAGUUGAAACGUGAGGCUGGCGGUUAAAAAACUAGGCCGUUAAUAACAUUAACAUAUACAUAAUCAAUCUACGUGCAUACACUGCAGCCCUUUGUCUCUGGAUCAAAACUCCAGCUGACAAACUUUAAAGCUUUACGUGCAGCCUUAGAGGUUGGAGCGACCUGUGUUUCUCCUGGUUGGCACUUUCUGAGCCGAUUGGCAGGAAACAUAUUAAAUGUUGGAGAUGUAACAUAUAACACAGCAUGUAUUUUCAGACUGUAAUGACUAACAGCCUGAUAUAUGUAUAAAUUAAAAACCUAAAUAACAAAUUCAACUAAAUAUGGUUGGAAGAUUUUUUUUUUUUUUUUUUUGUUGAAGGAUGUGAAGGCAGAUAAUGUCUUCCAGUAUAAUUCUGUCAUUCGUUAUUAAAACUAACAUUGAAUCUUGA
Molecule: messenger RNA, 3599 nt
Organism: Sebastes umbrosus (honeycomb rockfish)
Lineage: Eukaryota; Metazoa; Chordata; Actinopteri; Perciformes; Sebastidae
Exons: 17
Coding region: 218-2992 (924 amino acids)
Molecular function (GO): protein binding
Source: RefSeq, a predicted model, not a curated record